Chinchilla lanigera (long-tailed chinchilla) is the source of this 1107-nucleotide messenger RNA. Its product is annotated as taste receptor type 2 member 31-like. Gene Ontology annotation, molecular function: bitter taste receptor activity; G protein-coupled receptor activity. The record is from RefSeq and is a predicted model, not a curated record. Gene Ontology annotation, cellular component: membrane. The transcript is spliced from 2 exons. Lineage: Eukaryota; Metazoa; Chordata; Mammalia; Rodentia; Chinchillidae. The coding region runs from base 1 to 1107 and encodes 368 amino acids. Gene Ontology annotation, biological process: detection of chemical stimulus involved in sensory perception of bitter taste; sensory perception of taste; G protein-coupled receptor signaling pathway.
AUGGAGCAGCUGUCACCGUCCGCCCAGCGCCUGAAGCCGGAGGCCCCUGCAGUCUCCGCAGACCUCUGCCACAGCCAGCACCCGAGGGUAAAGCGGCCGCCGAGCGCACACCUGCGCGUCCUGCAGUCCCCGCUCGCUGCGACGGCGCUCGCUGCUACGGCGCUCCGCCCCUUCCUGUCAGCUUGCAGUGAUAUGAUAAAUUUAGUAUGGAGCAUUUUGGUCUUAGUCACGGCAGAAUUUGUUGUUGGAAAUUUUGCCAAUAUUUUCAUAGUACUGGUGAACUACAUUGACUGGGUCAGAAAAGGAAAGUUCUCCUUUGCUGAUCAAAUUCUCACCGCUCUGGCUGUCUCCAGGAUUGGCUUGCUUUGGGUAAUAAUAAUAAAUUUGUUUGUAACUGUGCUUAAUCCAGUUUUGCAAAGUGGUAAAGAAAAUUUUUUUCUAACUGCCUGGUUAAUAACCAACCAUUUUAGUACCUGGCUUGCUGCUGGCCUGAGCAUAUUUUAUUUGCUCAGAAUAGCAAAUUUCUCCAACCUUGUUUUUCUUCGCUUGAAGAGAAGAGUGAAGAGUGUCAUUUUAGGGGUACUGCUGGGGACUUUGAUGCUAUUGCUUCUUCAGAUUGCACUGAUAGCUGGACAUGAGAAAAUGAGGGUGAAAGAAUGUGAAGAAAAUGUCACUUGGAAGACUGAACCAAGGGACACUGUAUAUACCAUUUCAAAUGUAGCUGUACUUCAUCUAGUGAUACUUGUACCAUUUUUUACAUCCUUGAUCUGUUUUCUGUUGUUAAUCUACUCCCUUUGCAAACAUCUCAGGAAGAUGCAGGCCUAUAGCAAAGGAUCCCAAGACCCCAGCACCAAGGCACAUGUGACGGCUCUGCAAACAGUGAUCUCCUUUCUCUUGUUAUUUGCUAUAUACUCUUUGUUUGUAAUUAUGUCCGUUUGGCUUUCUAUGGGUUUGAAGAAGGGAGCCUUUUUUUUUUCCCAGGUUAUUGGGACCUUGUAUCCUUCAUGCCAUGCGUAUGUCCUGAUUUGGGGGAACAGGAAGCUGAAACAGGCAUUUCUGUCAGUUCUUGGGCAGGUAAAGUGCUGGCUGAGAGAACAAAAACAUUAA